Messenger RNA from Solanum lycopersicum (tomato), 2030 nucleotides. RefSeq names its product protein phosphatase 2A subunit A. Gene Ontology annotation, biological process: protein dephosphorylation. The record is from RefSeq and is marked validated. Gene Ontology annotation, cellular component: protein phosphatase type 2A complex; cytoplasm. Gene Ontology annotation, molecular function: protein phosphatase regulator activity. Lineage: Eukaryota; Viridiplantae; Streptophyta; Magnoliopsida; Solanales; Solanaceae.
AAAAGGAAAAAAAGGAAAGAAGAAGAAGCCAAAAGCACCGGAAAUAGCAGAUCCUUCUCAUCUUCUCCGGCAAUAGAUCAGUCUUCCGAUAAAUUUCUGCUGCUCUCAUUCCAUCCAUUGCUUCUCAGAUAUUUGAGCAUUGCGAGAAACCAUGUCCGCUAUUGAUGAGCCGUUAUAUCCUAUUGCGGUUUUGAUUGAUGAGUUGAAGAAUGAAGACAUCCAGCUUAGAUUGAAUUCAAUCCGGCGAUUGUCUACCAUCGCCCGUGCUCUUGGUGAGGAGAGAACACGGAAAGAGUUGAUUCCAUUUCUAAGUGAGAACAACGAUGAUGAUGACGAAGUUCUUCUUGCAAUGGCUGAAGAGUUGGGCAUGUUUAUUCCAUAUGUUGGAGGGGUUGAACAUGCGCGUGUAUUGCUUCCACCCUUAGAAGGACUUUGUAGUGUUGAGGAGACUUGUGUUAGGGAAAAGGCAGUUGAGUCAUUAUGCAAAAUUGGGUCCCAAAUGAAGGAAUCGGAUUUGGUGGAAUCAUUUAUUCCACUUGUGAAGAGACUGGCUACUGGAGAGUGGUUCACUGCUCGAGUUUCCUCCUGUGGAUUGUUUCACAUUGCUUAUCCUAGUGCUCCAGAGCCACUAAAGAAUGAACUGAGAACCAUAUAUAGCCAACUUUGUCAAGAUGAUAUGCCUAUGGUGAGGAGAGCAGCUGCCACAAAUCUUGGAAAGUUUGCUGCAACUAUUGAACAACCCCAUCUGAAGACCGACAUCAUGUCAAUGUUUGAGACCCUGACACAGGAUGAUCAAGAUUCUGUCCGUUUAUUGGCUGUCGAGGAUUGUGCUGCUUUGGGGAAGCUGCUGGAGCCUAAAGACUGUGUAGCACAAAUUCUUUCCGUCAUAGUUAAUUUUGCGCAGGAUAAGUCUUGGCGUGUUCGUUACAUGGUUGCAAAUCAACUCUAUGAUCUUUGUGAGGCAGUUGGACCAGAGGCUACCAGGACGGAUUUGGUCCCUGCCUAUGUUCGGCUACUUCGUGAUAAUGAGGCUGAAGUGCGUAUAGCUGCUGCUGGCAAGGUGACUAAGUUUUGCCGUAUUUUGAGCCCUGAACUUGCUAUCCAGCAUAUCCUUCCUUGUGUAAAGGAACUAUCAUCAGAUUCAUCCCAGCAUGUUCGUUCUGCUUUGGCUUCAGUUAUCAUGGGAAUGGCACCUAUUUUAGGAAAGGAUGCAACUAUUGAGCAGCUUCUCCCGAUUUUCCUCUCUCUUCUGAAGGAUGAGUUUCCUGAUGUUCGUUUGAAUAUUAUCAGUAAGCUUGAUCAAGUAAACCAGGUAAUUGGAAUUGAUUUGCUCUCCCAAUCACUGCUGCCAGCAAUUGUUGAACUUGCAGAAGAUAGACACUGGAGGGUUCGGCUUGCAAUAAUUGAGUACAUACCUCUAUUGGCAAGUCAGCUGGGUGUUGGCUUUUUUGAUGACAAGCUUGGUGCUCUGUGCAUGCAAUGGCUAAAAGAUAAGGUUUACUCUAUUAGAGAUGCAGCAGCAAACAAUGUAAAGCGCCUUGCUGAGGAAUUUGGUCCAAAAUGGGCAAUGGAGCAUAUAAUUCCACAGGUGCUGGAUAUGAUUAAUGACCCACAUUAUCUUUACCGGAUGACCAUCCUUCAUGCAAUUUCUCUUCUUGCCCCUGUCUUGGGCUCAGAAAUUGCUUGCUCCAAACUCCUGCCGGUUAUAAUUACUGCAUCAAAAGACAGGGUACCGAAUAUCAAGUUCAAUGUGGCUAAGGUGUUGCAGUCUGUUAUUCCAAUAGUUGAACAAUCUGUUGUGGAGAGCACAAUUCGACCGUGUUUGGUUGAACUCAGUGAGGACCCAGAUGUUGAUGUUAGGUUUUUUGCCAACCAAGCCCUACAAGCAACCAAGUGAUGAUGUUGUCUAGGUUAAAGGAAAUUGAAUAGUUCAAAUGUAGUUUUCUCCUUGUCUGUUGUCAAGUGUGAACGAAGAUGUACAAGAGCUUUUGUCUGUCUUUAGAUAUCAAAUACCAUUCUUGUCAAGCAAA